UGCCAACAUGGGAGGGACCGGACCGUCAAAUGGACAGCUCAAACCCGCCCACUCCACUCCACUCCACACCGGCAGCAGUAGCAGCAGCAGCGGUUGUGGAAGAACAUGGUUUGACACGGGGUUUGUCGAGGGAGGAAAAAAACCUGCACAGCAGUGACACAACUGGUGAGAGGAGGAGGGGGCUGAAGGUGAGAGUUGCGGAACAAAGAGUAAACAGAGAGGAGAGGGGAACGGAACGGAACGGAACAGAAGGGCUCGCUGGUUCCGCUGUCAUCUCCCGGGCCAGCUGCAGACAGACAGACAGACGGACAGUCGACCGACCGACGCAGAGCGCGCAGGAGCCUGGAGACACCGCUGGAGCUGGAACACCUCUCUAUGCAAGGACAUCGCAGCUCCUUCUCUUUGAAAUACAGUGGAUUGUUUGGUUUGGCUGUGCAGUGAUGGAUUCACCCCCAGAUCUUUUCAGUGACUCUGCUCCAAAGAUCCAUGCGUUUGCUUCCACUCUGAGCUCUUCAGAUCUCUCUGUAGUUCAUCCCGAGCCCAGUGCAGGUCGCCCUCCUCCUGCCUUCAGGCCUCCGGUCUUUCCCCUCAUUCAUCACCUCCACCAGCCGGGUGGAGCUUCCAGGAGAAUCGGAGGACAACUCGGCACAAGCCCGAGCACACACAGGCACCUGGAGGAGAGGAAUCUGGAGGAAGGUGGAGGAGAAAAGGACGGACAAGUGGAGCAAGGGAGUGAUGGCGGAGAGGAGGGAGCCCUGGAGGGAGAGGAGGGCUUUUUGGAGGUGAAGAAGAGGCACAGUGCCCUCACUGCAGAGUGGAGUCAAGACAUCCUGAAAGUGAAGAGGAUGAAACUGGAGAGCAGGCAGAGAGAUGGGGAGGCUGAUGAGGGAGGGGUGAGGCGCGAGAUAGGGAGGGAGGGGAGAAGGCGGGAGAGGGAAGAGCUGAAAGAGCAGCUGGAGGAGGCAAGAGAGAGACUGCAGGUCCUGCAGGAGAAAGUCUGGAGGGCUUUUGGGGAAAAGCACCUUGCAGAGGAGGAGGAGAAGAAAAGGAGGCACAGAGGUGGAAACAGAGGAGCAGCAGAGGGGGGAGACGGAGACAUGGGGAUGAUGGAAGAGGCAGACAUUACUGAAGGGAUGUACGAUGAUGAUGACAUUGAUGACGGAGAAAUUGAAAAGGAAUCCUUUUCCUUUCUCUCUGUUUCCCCUUUUGAUAACUUCCACAAACAGAGAGAAGAGAGGCAGAAAGAGAGAGAGGAGAGGAUGGAGAGAGGAAGAGGAGGAGGACUCCACGUGGAGGGCCUAAUGGAGGGGGCGGGGUUGUGGCUGGAUUGUGGAGGACUGGUCAGAGGUGACUGGGAUGGAGGGAUUCAAGAGGAGGGUGAGGAGGGAGGGCAGAAAUUUGCCCAGGCUCUGAAGCUGGAGCUGGGCAGUGCCGUGGCACGAGUCAUCGACCGAGUUCUCCGCCUCUACACCGAGACGGAAGAUCUGGCUCCGUCUUCUCCUCCUGCCGCCAUCUCUUUCCACCCAUCUGAUGUAGGAAAUGAUGGCGGGAGGGAGAAGGGAGAGUGGACUGGACUCCUGGCCAGUGGACGAGGGAAGGAGAAGACGAGGGGUAAGGAGGAGAAGAUGGGAGGGCAGGACAGAGAAAGAGAGAAGCAGCUCCGAAAGAUGAGGAACGGCAACAUGGUGGCACCAGGGCAGUCACAUCGCGCCGAUGCAUCAGAUCUGGCGAAUCCACUCGCUGCUCAGAGGUCACCUGACCCCCGGAAGGCUCACGCACUCCUCGGCCCGCCUCUCUCUUCUCACAUGAAUCCCUCUCACCCCAACCUCUCCAUGCAUCACGCUUCUCUGCCCCGCCCUCCUCCCCCUCUCUCCCACCCUUCCCUCUUACCCCCGGCGUCGCAACCCAAAGACCCAUCCUCCUCCUCCAGCUCCCACCCCUCCUCGUCCUCCUCCUCUGCCUCCUCCUCAUCCUUCCCCGUGCCUCCACCUCCUCCACCCCCUCUCCCUCUCCCACUGCUGCACUACUCCAUGCAGCAGCUCUUCUCCCGCGCACUGCACCACCCGCAGCUCCCGCACCUGCCACCACCCCGCAAGGACUUCCUGAGCUCUGACCCCUUCCUGGAGUUCUCGUCUCACCCGUCUUCUCACCCCUCCUUCCCGCCGCUCCCGCUGCUCGGUCACCUGGACCCCUCCCUCGCCCGUCACGCCCUCGGGGGCCGGGAGAGAGGGGUGAGAGGAGAUGGGGGCAUGAGAGGAGGCGGAGGGAUGGACGGAGGAGAGCUCUACCUGACGGCUGGGGGAAUAUCCUUUUCGAGAGAUGAGGGCUUGUCUCCGUGCCACCUGAAGAAAGCUAAGCUCAUGUUCUUCUACGCACGUUACCCCAGCUCCAACACGCUCAAGACCUUUUUCCCUGAUGUCAAGUUUAACCGCUGUGUGACCUCCCAGAUGAUUAAAUGGUUCAGCAACUUCAGAGAGUUCUUCUACAUCCAGAUGGAGCGCUUUGCACGGCAGGCUGUCCGCGAGGCUCUCACCCGAGAUGGUGCUCCUCGUCUGGGCAGAGAGAGUCAGCUGAGAGUGGGCCGCGACACAGAGCUGUACCGCAUACUUAACAUGCACUACAAUAAAAGUAACAUCUACCAGGUGCCAGACAGGUUUAUUGAAGUGUCAGAAGUUGCCCUGAGGGAAUUUUAUGCAGCCAUUUGGACCGGGAGAGACAGCGACCCCUGCUGGAAGAAAGGGAUCUACAAAAUCAUUUGUAAACUGGACAGUCCUGUACCAGAUGCCUUCAGACUGCCUGGUUGUCCUGUUGGCUGAUGAGUGAACAGCUUGGUUACACA
Solea solea (common sole) is the source of this 2839-nucleotide messenger RNA. It is a transcript of the gene prox3, whose product is annotated as prospero homeobox 3. The transcript has 7 exons. The coding region runs from base 30 to 2816 and encodes 928 amino acids. Lineage: Eukaryota; Metazoa; Chordata; Actinopteri; Pleuronectiformes; Soleidae. The record is from RefSeq and is a predicted model, not a curated record. Gene Ontology annotation, cellular component: nucleus. Gene Ontology annotation, biological process: regulation of transcription by RNA polymerase II. Gene Ontology annotation, molecular function: DNA-binding transcription factor activity, RNA polymerase II-specific; RNA polymerase II cis-regulatory region sequence-specific DNA binding.